UACCAUAUGAUACCAAUACCCCAAUGCCAUGGCUGAAAGCCACGCAUGCAUUGCAUAUAUUCAUUCAUUCAUUCACAGUUCUUCUCUCUUUCUUCUCUUUGGACCUGCUCUUCUUCCUUCCCCAUUUUCUCGCUCUCAUCAUCAUCAUCAUCAUCAUCACCAUCAUCAUCAUCACAUCUCUGUUUUGAUUCGUUUUGCAUCUGGGUAUGUUAUUUCAUCUUCAAUGUUUGUAGCUUUUUGAUUUUUCUCACAUAUGAGUGAUAUGACAUACCCUUUUGAUUUUUUGGCUUCUUCUAUGUCCCCGUUGUUUAUACUUGCUCAUUCUUCCUCAUUUUCCCUUCUGGGUCGGAUUCAUUGAUUCAGGGGAAGAUCAAAAUCUUUGCUUUUUAUUGGUCUGGUGAAAAUGAUGUUUCAAUUUGUUAUUGUACAGAGGAAAUGAAACUCUAAUCUUGUUAGAGAGUGAGAGAGGGAGAAAGUCUAGCAAGGUUAGAUCUGAUUGUAAGGCUUAGAGAGUUGUUGUUCUUUUCUGUGAAACUUUGAUAGGAAAAGAUUCCAUUUUCUGGGGAUAGCAAUUGGAAUUCGUGUGAAGAAUGGAGUUUUGAUUUUGCAUGUGUAAGUUGAUGUUUUGUUCAGCUCAGCUGUGUGUUUUUCCUUGUGAUCCUUCCUUGGUGCUGAUAUGGUAAAAUCUAUUGCAUGGAGCUCUUUUUUCAUGUUCUUGGGUGUACCUGUGUGUUAUACCAUGUGACGCUAGUUCUGGAAAUUGUUUUUAUUGGUGGUUAGGAUGGUGUAGGUUACGAGUGAAGAAUCAGCAAUCUGGGGAGACUUUUCAUGUCAUUGCUAAUAUUCCACGCAUGUUUCUCAAAUUCUCAUGUUUUAGCUCUUCCUUGUCACAACUCAGCAUGUUCACGAAUAUCACAACUAGUCCCUUUGUUAACCCCCUCCACGCAUGUUUCUCAAUUUCACAUGUAUUAGCUCUUUCUUGUCACAAUUUAGCAUGCUCACGAAUAUCUCACUAGUCCCUUUGUUAACCCCCCUAAGUAAAAUAAAUAUAAUUGUAGCAUCUUCCUGUAAUUGCCAAUAUUCCAAGUUUGUUUCUCAAAUUCACAUGUAUUAGCCCUUUAUUGUCUCAUUUCAGCAUGUGCAUGAAUAUCACACUACUCCCUCUGUUGAUCCCCUAUACUAAACUAAAUAUAGUUGUAUAUAACUCAUUCUGUUCUGUGCCAAUUGAUAUCUGUUUUUGACCUGGGGUAGAGUUCAUUACUAGUUUAGCUCAAAGGCAAUCCUCUUCCUUUUACACUGUGUUUUGUAUGAUGAAAUAGUAUCUGAUAGUUUCUGUUACUGCAACCAGUUUGUGAUGAAGACUAUAUAAGACAAAAUUAGUCAAAUCAUGGAAGUGGCGGAUGAGAAAAACAAGUUUCUUGCUUGAUGGGAAAAGCAAGUUUUAAGAUCAAACGGCUGCCUUUUAUGGUAGUUGCGUGUACAGUAUUGUUGUUCGUUGUGUACAGGACUAUAAAGUAUCAAUACUACCAAGAAGAGAUAGACAAACAGUGGAAUAUCAGAGAAGAAUCAGAGGCAUAUCCUGCAACUUCUGGAAAGUUGAGAGGCUUGCCACAAGGUAUAAGACAUGCUACUUCAGAUUUUGAGUUAAGGCCUUUAUGGUCACAAAGUAAUUUAAGAUCAAAGGUUGUAGAUUACUCUAAUCGUCACUUGCUGGCAGUUCCAGUUGGUAUCAAACAGAAGCAUAAUGUAGAUGUUAUGGUGCAAAAGUUUCUUACAGCAAAUUUUACAAUUAUUUUAUUCCAUUAUGACGGCAAUGUGGAUGGAUGGUGGGAUCUUAGUUGGACUAGCACGGCCAUACACAUAGCUGCUCAAAACCAAACAAAGUGGUGGUUUGCCAAAAGAUUUCUACAUCCGGAUAUAGUUUCUAUUUAUGAUUACGUCUUUCUUUGGGAUGAGGAUUUAGGGGUGGAGUAUUUCUCUCCGUCAAGAUACAUUGAAAUCGUAAAGGAAGAAGGGUUGGAGAUAUCUCAACCAGCUCUUGAUCCAGAUUCAACUGAGAUACAUCAUAGAAUUACAGUUAGAGCUAGGACCAAGAAAGUUCACAGAAGAGUCUAUGAACUCAGAGGUAGUACUAAGUGUUCAGAUGCAAGUUAUGGCCCACCGUGCACAGGGUUUGUGGAAGGUAUGGCUCCUGUGUUCUCGCGAUCUGCCUGGUAUUGUACUUGGCAUCUUAUACAGAAUGACCUUGUCCAUGGAUGGGGAGUGGAUAUAAAACUAGGAUAUUGUGCUCAGGGCGACCGCACCCAAAAUGUUGGAAUUGUUGAUAGUGAAUAUGUUGUUCACAAUGCAAUACAAACUCUGGGUGGUAGCAGUCAUGACCAUAAAGCUAAAAAACAUAGAGCAUCAGCCCUUGACGCGCGAACCGAGAUACGAAGGCAGUCGUCAUGGGAACUUCAGAUCUUCAAAGAGCGCUGGAAUAAAGCCGUUGCCGAGGACAGAAACUGGGUUGAUCCGUUUAAAAGAGAUCAAAGACGUUUAUUGCAAAGGCGCAACCGCCAACGGUUUUCUUAGCAGUUCUUUUAGCCAACCUGGCUUGAUAUGUUAGCCCAGCUUCAUCCACAGGCUUUAUAGUUUACUAUUUUAGUAUUAGUUACAGUACAGGCAUAAGUUAGUUUUUUUGUAGCUGAUUGAAUAUUUAUUCGAUUUCGAAAGAUCACAUAUAUAUUCUUUUGUUCUUUUUCCUUGGUCCAGAUUUUCUUCCCCUUUUAUCCUUCUAUACCAGUUAGUUUUUUUGUAGCUUCA
This is a messenger RNA of Lotus japonicus, 2802 nucleotides long. RefSeq lists its product as uncharacterized. The record is from RefSeq and is a predicted model, not a curated record. The transcript is spliced from 14 exons. Bases 1426 to 2571 code for a protein of 381 amino acids. NCBI's taxonomy places the organism in Eukaryota, Viridiplantae, Streptophyta, Magnoliopsida, Fabales, Fabaceae.